This is a messenger RNA of Vanessa tameamea, 962 nucleotides long. It is a transcript of the gene bonsai, whose product is annotated as small ribosomal subunit protein uS15m. Gene Ontology annotation, cellular component: mitochondrial small ribosomal subunit; ribosome. The record is from RefSeq and is a predicted model, not a curated record. Lineage: Eukaryota; Metazoa; Arthropoda; Insecta; Lepidoptera; Nymphalidae. The transcript has 5 exons. The coding region runs from base 84 to 905 and encodes 273 amino acids. Gene Ontology annotation, biological process: mitochondrial translation. Gene Ontology annotation, molecular function: RNA binding; structural constituent of ribosome.
UCUAUUAUAUUCGCUUAACUUUAUUAAAGAGGAGUAAGGUUAUAAUAUAAGCAUUAAGCAAUAACAAAUUUAAUUUGGAUAUAAUGUUACGUCGUCUCACGACUUCGAUUAUUCCAUCUCGUGGUGUAAAGCAAUUGGUUAACAUAAAAUGGGUUAGACCGGAAUACGUACCUGCCUAUAAGCAAGAAAGAUCGGGUGAUUUAGAAGCUCUCCCAAAAAUCCCUACGAAUGCUGUGCCUGAAGUGUAUGCGUUAACUGAUGAAUUAAAAGAUGCUCCAGAAUCGGUUAAAAAGAUUUUCUCCGUGGAACACCUUGGAAAGAAAGAAUAUAAUGCCCUUGUUAAGAAAGAAUUAAUAAAUAGAGUACGAAGACAUCAGUAUGAUGACAACACAGCAGAAACCAGAAUUGCAAGAAUCACUGGACACAUCCGCUGUCUGCAAGAUACAAUGGAAAAAUUUCCACGUAAUGUAAAAGCUAAGCAAACAGUUCAAGAAUUAAUAGAUAAAAGAAAAAAGUUAUUGAAAUUUUUAAGGCAGUAUGACUAUAAGAAGUUUGAAUGGCUGCUAGAAAAGCUGAAUCUUGAAUACAAAGCGCAUCCAGAGACAUAUUACAAAUUAUCACGUAAAGAAUCCUUACGCAAGUUAACUGAAAUGCACUGUGAGGAUAUACGUCGAAACAAACUUGCAGACUACAGGAAUUUGUUAGAAAGUCAACAGGGACCUUUCCUCAAACAGAAACUUGAAGCAUUGAAGUUCAUAAAAAGCGAGCAGAUAGAAUUACAACUACCUGUAACUGUUUCGGAACAAGAUAUCAAGAAAGUCGAAGAACAAUUAGAGGAUUGGAGAAUAAAAGAUGAAAUCAAACAACAAGCUAGGAAAAAGAAGAGAAACAUUCUCUUAGACUAAAUCAUUAAAGCUUAUAAAUAUUUUGUUUAGGAAAUAAAAGUCAAUAAACUAUGAAAA